AUGGCUCUUUUGUCAAGUGAAUGUCCUGAUUUGAAGCUCGUUGCUCGUGGCAAGGUGCGUGAUCUUUACGAGGUCGAUGACAAGUCGCUCCUUUUCGUGGCCACCGAUCGUCUUUCAGCUUUCGAUGUCAUUAUGAAGAACCCUAUUCCUGGCAAGGGCAAAGUGUUGACUCAAGUAUCCUUGUUUUGGUUUGAUUUGCUUGGCGACGUCUUGCCGAAUCACCUGAUCACAGCCGACUUUGACAAGAUGCCUGCCAACGUUCAAAAAUACCGUGAUCAACUUGAAGGCCGUUCCAUCCUUGUGAAAAAGAUGCGUGUGCUCCCUGUUGAAGCCAUCGUUCGUGGCUAUAUUACUGGUUCUGGUUGGGCCGAAUACAAGCGCAAGGGCACCAUUUGCGACAUUCAGCUUCCUGAAGGUCUCGUUGAAAGCCAAAAGUUGCCUUCUGUUUUAUUUACCCCAAGCACCAAGGCUGAGAUUGGUGAUCAUGAUGAAAACAUUCAUCCUUCAAAGAUGGCUGAGAUCUUGGGCGAUGCGGAAUUGGCUGCCAAGGUUACCAACGCUGCUAUCAACUUGUACACCAAGGCCAGUGAAUAUGCCGCCGAAAAGGGAAUCAUUAUCGCCGAUACCAAGUUCGAAUUUGGAUUGGAUGAGAACAACAACCUCGUGUUGGUAGAUGAGGUCUUGACCCCUGAUUCCUCUCGCUUCUGGCCUGCCAACAAGUAUGAAGCUGGCCGUGGUCAAGAGAGCUUUGACAAGCAAAUUGUGCGCAACUACCUUGAAUCCAUCAACUUUGACAAAAAGACCAGCAUCGAGUUGCCAUCCGAGGUGACCGAGAAGACCUUGGAAAAGUACAAGGAGGUGUAUACUCUAUUGACAGGCAAUCAAAUUACCUUGUAA
This is a messenger RNA of Lichtheimia ornata, 897 nucleotides long. RefSeq names its product phosphoribosylaminoimidazolesuccinocarboxamide synthase. The record is from RefSeq and is a predicted model, not a curated record. Gene Ontology annotation, cellular component: cytoplasm. The transcript is spliced from 5 exons. NCBI's taxonomy places the organism in Eukaryota, Fungi, Mucoromycota, Mucoromycetes, Mucorales, Lichtheimiaceae. Gene Ontology annotation, molecular function: phosphoribosylaminoimidazolesuccinocarboxamide synthase activity. Bases 1 to 897 code for a protein of 298 amino acids. Gene Ontology annotation, biological process: 'de novo' IMP biosynthetic process.